AUGAGUGGACCGAGGCGUCCUGUCCUCCUGGCGCUGGUGUUCUUGCUGGUGACGGUGGGACCGUGCCGAGGGAGAACUGAAUCUCGAGAAAUCACAGACAGACAGACUCUCUUAAACCUCAUCAUGGAGAUCAUUCAAGAACUUAAAAAAUACCACUUGGGGGAAUACAAGAGAUUGCAAUUUUUCAGCAAACAUGACUAUACUUUGGGCCGUAGGGAGGUCACUGACUACGGAGUUUAUCCUGAGGAGCAAAGAGUUGAAAUUGUCCCCCGAGAUCUAAGGAUGAAGGACAAGUUUUUAAAACAUCUUACAGGUCCUCUUUAUUUUAGCCCAAAGUGCAGCAAACAUUUCCAUAGACUUUAUCACAACACCAGAGACUGCACCAUCCCUGCAUGUAAGUGACAACAUCUGUAAAUUCCUUUAUAAAUAUAGGCACAGGGUAGACGAGG
Loxodonta africana (African savanna elephant) is the source of this 449-nucleotide messenger RNA. It is a transcript of the gene ALKAL2, whose product is annotated as ALK and LTK ligand 2. Bases 1 to 402 code for a protein of 133 amino acids. Gene Ontology annotation, biological process: positive regulation of ERK1 and ERK2 cascade; positive regulation of ERK5 cascade. The record is from RefSeq and is a predicted model, not a curated record. NCBI's taxonomy places the organism in Eukaryota, Metazoa, Chordata, Mammalia, Proboscidea, Elephantidae. The transcript has 3 exons. Gene Ontology annotation, molecular function: receptor signaling protein tyrosine kinase activator activity; receptor tyrosine kinase binding.